This is a messenger RNA of Drosophila serrata, 2195 nucleotides long. Its product is annotated as WD repeat-containing protein 46. Gene Ontology annotation, cellular component: nucleolus; 90S preribosome; small-subunit processome. Gene Ontology annotation, biological process: maturation of SSU-rRNA from tricistronic rRNA transcript (SSU-rRNA, 5.8S rRNA, LSU-rRNA). The record is from RefSeq and is a predicted model, not a curated record. Gene Ontology annotation, molecular function: protein binding. NCBI's taxonomy places the organism in Eukaryota, Metazoa, Arthropoda, Insecta, Diptera, Drosophilidae.
UAUUUUUUUGUUUGAAACCGUCGCCGCGGGAAAAAAUAACAAAAACCGACGUGGAGCUCGCGUCCAAUUUUUUCGCAAAAUAAAAAUUUCCGAAUGGCUCACUUGCGCUUGUAUUUAUAGGCUUUGCCAGAGCCGAGCUGAGCCGAACCGAUCCGAACGUUCCUAUUGGAACGUAAAGGAGUGACCAGAUACUAAUGUGACCAGUAAAAACGUGGCAACGCUGCACUUAAUCUUGAAUUUGACUAGUCGGGAACGACAUCGGCCACACUGGCCCAACAGCUGUUGGAAGAAGAAGAAGCAGCACGUGUUGAUUUAAAAGUGUUUUUUGAUUCUUAACUAAAAUUUAAAUAUAUACUUCAAGCAGAAUGACAAAACCGACGCCGAAAGAGCGUCCCAAGCAGAUGACCAAACGCUACUUCGACGUAGAGAAGGCCACCGACAACGAUGGCGGCGGCGUGGAGCACGUAAAAGUGAGGCGCAAAAGUCAACAGAACUUUGUUGGCGACUUCAUCAAGAUGCAGAACAAGCCAAAGCGGAAGCCGUCUUCACGUCCACCGUUCGCGAAGAAGGCAGCUCAGCCAGCUGAGCCCCAGCCCAAGAAGAAUCCCAUUCCGCAGGAGCUAAUGGACAAGUACUCGCGCGGCGAGAAGGUGCUGCCAAAGGGUGUGAAGACGCGCCACUUCAAGGAACAGCAGACGCGCAAGGAGGUGUACCUCGAGUAUGCCACCGAGCAGGCGGCGCGCACAGAGCUGCUGCUGCGGGAGAUCCCCGGCCAGCUGGAGCCGGACGAAGGCGAGACCACAGCCGAAUUGCGGCAGGCGGAGCUCGCUGGGCUUGUGGACUUGCAGUCGGCGACUAAGCACUUUAGUUUAAAGAUGGAGCAUGGCCCCUACCACUUGCGCUACACCAAGAAUGGACGCCACCUGCUGCUAGGCGGACGGCGUGGUCACGUGGCCGCCUUCGAUUGGGUCACCAAGCGGCUGCACUGCGAGUUUAAUGCGAUGGAGACCAUCGAGGAUGUGCAGUGGCUUCAUGUGCCCACCAUGUAUGCCGUGGCUCAGAAAAGCUGGGUGUACAUCUAUGAUAACAAGGGCACCGAGCUGCACUGCGUCAAACGUCUGGCGCGUGUGAACCGACUGGAUUUCCUGCCCUACCACUUCCUUCUGGCCGCCGGAAACUCCGCUGGCUACGCCUCCUGGCUAGAUGUCUCCAUUGGUGAGCUGGUCGGCAACUUUAACACCGGCUUGGGUGAUAUUCGCAAACUGUGCCACAAUCCCAGCAAUGGUGUCCUUUGCAUCGGCGGCGGUCGCGGCGUCGUCUCCAUGUGGUCACCCAAAGUCCGUGAGCCGCUGGCCAAGAUGCUAUGCCACUCCACAUCCAUAACUGCACUGACGGUAGACCCCAGGGGCCAGUAUUUGGUCACCGCGGGCCUAGAGCGCUCCGUCAAGGUGUGGGACGUUCGGAUGCUGGUGCAAGACCAGCCGCUAACUCACUUCCAGCUGCGCCUGCCCGCCAACGAGCUGGACGUGUCGCAGCGCGGAAUGCUGGCCCUGUCCCAGGGCACCUACCUGGAAACAUAUGCCGAUAUAUUGUCGGGCGGCGGCACCGGGGACUCCACGAAGCUGCCCUAUCUCCGCCAGCGCUGCGAUGCCUUCGUCAAUGGCGUGCGCUUCUGCCCGUACGAGGAUGUGCUCGGCGUGGCCACUGCCAGUGGCUUCCAAUCUCUACUAGUGCCUGGCUCCGGGGAGCCCAACUUCGAUGCCAUGGAGGAUAAUCCGUACGAGACGUCAAAGCAGCGGCGCGAACAUGAAGUGCAUGCACUGCUCGAAAAGAUUCCGCCCGAACUGAUCACACUGAACCCCCACGAAAUCACGGGCGUGGAUGCGCCCACGCUGCAGGAGAAGAUUGAUGCCAAGCGAAAGCUCUUCCAUGUCAAGGCGCCGCGCAUCGAUAUGAAGAUGCGGCACAAGAUGAAGGGACGCGGCGGCUCCGCCAAGGCGGCGCGAAACAAGCAAAUUGUCAAGGAUGCCAAGCGCAAGGAAUUCAUUGCCGAGGUGCGUCAGGCCAAGGCAAGCGUGUUUAAAGAGCAUGGAGAGAAGGACAAGGCAAAGGCCAAGGCACCGCGCUCAGUGCUGGAUCGGUUUAAGCCAAAGGCAACGAAGAAGCGCAAGGCCUAAGCAUGGACAGGAGAAGCA